CCGAGCCACACACGUGCGACGUCCCUCUCCCGCCCCUAGAGGUUCCACCCACCAAUGAACAGCGGUGCAGACCACCCACUCGCUCAUCGAGCCAGCCGCUAGACCAGUAGCGAUAGAGCAGCAGCCUGAACACACAUCGCCAAGACGCACCAUGGCGAAGGCGGCGGAUCAGGAGCAGUGGAAGGGCGCCGUGGAGGCGCGUCUGCCGUCGACUCCCGCCUCCGCGGCGUGGCCGCACAUCGCCACCUUCUGCGCGCUCCACCGGUACGUCCCGAGCAUCGACGUCUGCGAGCGCGCGGCGGGCGCCGAGGACGGCCAGCCCGGGUGCGUCCGCUACUGCGCCUCCUUCGCGCCGGGCACCGAGGAGGUCGCCAACUGGGCGCGCGAGGAGCUGCUGGAGCUGGACGACCUCGCGCGACGCGUCGUCUACGCCAUCGUCGAGAGCAGCAUGGGGUUCGGCCGCUACGUCGCCAGCAUCACGGUCCUCCCCGAGGAGGGACAAGGGUGCAGGCUGGUGUGGGCGUUCGAGUGCGAGCCCGUGCAGGGGUGGAGCAGGGACGGGCUCCUCGGCUACCUCGACGGCGAAGUCAAGGGCAUGGCCGCGCGAAUCGAGGAAGCCGCCGCCGUCAGUGCAGGAGGAGACGUCGCAGCCUGAUGCUCCGGCUAGAGUAAUCAAUCGCUUAUCUGCCUAAUUAUUUCCUAUUAAUUAAUUAUGUCAUCGAACCUAUUAAUGCAUUGUUAAUCACGUCUCUGGAUGAUUGCUGCUC
Molecule: messenger RNA, 767 nt
Organism: Phragmites australis (common reed)
Lineage: Eukaryota; Viridiplantae; Streptophyta; Magnoliopsida; Poales; Poaceae
Product: lachrymatory-factor synthase-like
Exons: 1
Coding region: 152-655 (167 amino acids)
Source: RefSeq, a predicted model, not a curated record